Zonotrichia leucophrys gambelii is the source of this 965-nucleotide messenger RNA. RefSeq names its product MRT4 homolog, ribosome maturation factor (gene MRTO4). Gene Ontology annotation, molecular function: RNA binding. Gene Ontology annotation, biological process: ribosomal large subunit assembly; ribosomal large subunit biogenesis; nuclear-transcribed mRNA catabolic process. The coding region runs from base 102 to 821 and encodes 239 amino acids. NCBI's taxonomy places the organism in Eukaryota, Metazoa, Chordata, Aves, Passeriformes, Passerellidae. The record is from RefSeq and is a predicted model, not a curated record. Gene Ontology annotation, cellular component: preribosome, large subunit precursor; nucleolus. The transcript is spliced from 8 exons.
CGCAGGAAGCGAGUAAGCAGCGCGCAGGCAGCGCGCGGGGCAGCCCGGGCCGCUCCCGGCAGCCCGCGCGCGGCGCGGGGACCUCGGAGCACGGCGGAGCCAUGCCCAAGUCCAAGCGGGACCGCAAAGUGUCCCUGACGCGGACGCCCCGCAAGGGGCUGGAAGCCAAGCAGGCGCUGAUCGCCGAGCUGCGGCGCUGUGUGGACACCUACAAGUACAUCUUCGUGUUCUCGGUGGCCAACAUGAGGAACAACAAGCUGAAGGAUGUGCGGAACGCCUGGAAGCACAGCAGGAUCUUCUUCGGGAAGAACAAGGUGAUGAUGGUGGCGCUGGGCCGGGAGCCGAGCAGCGAGUACAAGGAGAACCUGCACAAGGUCAGCAAACACCUCAGAGGGGAGGUGGGGCUGCUCUUCACCAACCGCACCAGGGACGAGGUGGAUGAGUGGUUCUCCAGGUUCCGGGAGCUGGACUUUGCCCGUGCUGGGAACAAGGCUCCCUACGGGGUCAGCCUGGACACGGGGCCCCUGGAGCAGUUCCCCCACUCCAUGGAGCCGCAGCUGCGGCAGCUGGGGCUGCCCACGGCGCUGAAGAAAGGAGUGGUGACGCUGCUGUCGGAUUAUGAAGUGUGCAAGGAAGGAGAUGUUCUCACCCCAGAACAGGCCCGAGUGCUGAAACUCUUUGGCUACGAGAUGGCAGAAUUUAAAGUCACCAUGAAGUUUCUGUGGAAUUCUGAGACAGGAGACUUCCAGAAGCUCGUGGGAGAUGCAGCAGAGGAGGAGGAAGAAGAGGAGGAUGAUGAUGAUGACAGCAAUGAGGACUAACAGCUUGGUCACCAGACAGUUCUAUUUUAGGGACAAGAAGAGGAGGAUAUUUCCCUUCCCUGGGUACACCUGGACUGGCAUGAUCUUUAUAAUGACCUACCUAUGCUUUUUUUAUAUUUAUAUAAAUAUCUAUGUGAAACUUCA